Molecule: messenger RNA, 816 nt
Organism: Auxenochlorella protothecoides
Lineage: Eukaryota; Viridiplantae; Chlorophyta; Trebouxiophyceae; Chlorellales; Chlorellaceae
Product: G patch domain-containing protein 8
Exons: 5
Coding region: 1-816 (271 amino acids)
Molecular function (GO): nucleic acid binding
Source: RefSeq, a predicted model, not a curated record
AUGCAGGGAGGCGUCCCUGCCGUGGUGGACACCCGUCUCCAGGCUGGGAGGGGGGAGGACUUCUCUGCGGCGAGGAAGAGGAGGGAGAUCGAUGAGCUGGCCGAGCUCGCAAACCUGGACGAUGACGACUUCAGGCUUCCGAUGGAUCACAGGAUAGAGGACGGCAUGGACUGGAGUGCCACCCAGCGCAUCUCCCUGGCCGAACCCCUCCCGGCCCACAACCUGGGCUACCGCCUGCUAGAGCGCAUGGGCUGGAGGGGGGGCGGCUUGGGGGCGCGGGGCCAGGGCCGCGCGGAGCCCAUCCCCCUGGAAGCCGGGGACAACGGCGUGCGGGCGGGGCUGGGACGCGGCGAGGUAGACUCACAGUACACAAGCGUUUCAAGCCGCCGCGCACUAGAGGUGGAGAUGCAGGCAGACGAGGACGAAGGGCGCCGAAUACGGAGGGAGGCCGAGUCGGAGCGCGUGCAGCUGAUCCGGGAGGAAGUGGUCGACAUCCUGCGCACCUUCUUCUGCGAGAUAUGCAACAAGCAGUACCAGACCGCCAUGCAGCUGGACGAGCACCUUUCCUCCUACGACCACCACCACCGCAAGCGCAUGGCGGAGACGCACGCCAUGCUGGCCGCGCGCGGGAAGAAGGACCGCGACAGGCGGCGAAGGAAGGAGGCCGACAGGGAGCUGGCGGCCCUAACGGAGCACCUGCCCGCGGAGCCACCCCCCGCCCCCACGCCCGGCCUCAGCUUCAAGGCAAAGGGCGCUCUGGGCCGUAAGGCCCUUCCCAAGAAGGCGGUUUUUGGUCCUGACUCCGACUCUGACUAG